This is a messenger RNA of Symbiodinium natans, 1242 nucleotides long. NCBI's taxonomy places the organism in Eukaryota, Dinophyceae, Suessiales, Symbiodiniaceae. The record is from the annotation of a GenBank genome assembly.
AUGAGGGUGCCAUGUGAGGUGCAGAUUCUGGUUCUGGCCUCCUUCACAGUGCAAGCAAACUGCCUGGGCCUGAAGUUUUCCUUCGGCCAGCUCUUCGCAGCCCUCAAGUCGCAGACGGGUGAGUCUGCGGGGACCCUGGCCCUGAUCGGGUCCUCGCGCGACUUUGUCUUCCACCUCACGAACAUGCUUGCGGGCUUCACCGUGCGGAAGCUGGGCUACGUCCGGAUGAUGUCUGCGGGACUCCUGGCUUUGGUGGCCAGCCUUCUCCUGGACAGCAUCACCCCUGGGGCACGGUGGCUCUUCAUCUCCUACAGCCUCCUUUCGGGCAUUUCCCUGGCCCUGCUCGUCACCCCGGCAAUCGCCGUGCUCUAUGAGCACCUGAAGGGCAAUCAGCUGACGGUGGGCGUGCACCUGGCUUCUUCAGGCCUCGGUGUGGGCGGCUUGCUGGCAAAUUCCCUGAUGCACUACUCCCACAUGGAGUUCGGCUGGCGCGUCACCCAGAAGCUCACUGCAGCCACCUGCGGGGUGCUGCUUGCAUCCAGCCUUUUGGGAUUCUGGUGGGCGACGCGCGCCCCGAACACGAGCCGCGUGGUGGCCACGGCCGCGCCUCUGAAGAGGUCUCUGUCCUCAGCUCUGAAGGAGCAUGGCCAGGAUCUGGUUCGUCCAUUCGCAGAGAUCAACUUCGUCCUGCUUUGUGCGGCGUACUUCUUCUUUUUCUGCGGCUUCACUGUGCCCUACACUCACCUCGUGUUCUACGCGCGGGACGUGCAAGGCUACCAGGACGCACCCACCAUGAUGGCCAGAAUGGGAGCAGCGAGCAUGCUGGGAUCCCUCUCCUGCGGCUUCCUGCCGAGCUUCUGCCGCGCCUCCUCGGUCUUCAUGCUUGUCAUCGCCAUCCAAAGCGUGUCCAUGAUCUGCUUGCCCUACUGCCAUGAGCCAAUGGAGCUGGAAGCGUUUGCUCGGCUCUUUGGGACCUUCGCCGGCGUGCGCCUGGGCGUGCAAAGCCUCGUCUUGGCCGAGUUCUUCGGUGGCGACAGGCUGGCACAUCUCUAUGGCUUGGCAAACCUUCCCAUGAGCCUGGGCUCACUGAUGGGGCCCGCCGUCGUUGGGGCAAUCUACGACGCGAGCCGCAGCUAUACCCUGGCCUUCUGGGGCGCCGGGCUGCAGAUGCUGCUGGCCAUCCCGCUCCUCAUCCUGGUGCGGUGCCGAUCGUACGCGCGAGUUGCUGUGGCCGCGAAGUAG